Molecule: messenger RNA, 2790 nt
Organism: Magnolia sinica
Lineage: Eukaryota; Viridiplantae; Streptophyta; Magnoliopsida; Magnoliales; Magnoliaceae
Product: mitogen-activated protein kinase kinase kinase 5-like
Exons: 11
Coding region: 173-2353 (726 amino acids)
Biological process (GO): protein phosphorylation
Molecular function (GO): ATP binding; protein kinase activity
Source: RefSeq, a predicted model, not a curated record
GAGAGAACCGCGUACCGAAAGGUGAAAUAUAAACUAAACAAUCCCGAAGAUCGUCAUCUUCCUCUUCCACGCCCGAUCUAGGGUUAGGGUUUGUUCCAUGGCUCCAGACGGUCUAGGGUUAGGGUUUCUCCUAUUUUUUUAAGAGGCCUACCAUGCAUCCUUCGCCUCCACCAUGUAUUUCUUUAAGAGCAGCGCAAAUUCCCCUUCUUCCUCUUCCUCCUCCCCUAAAUCCUCUCCUUCCUCUCCUUCCAAGCAGAAGAUCUUCUUCUGGAAUCGAAAGGAAUCGCACCCCAGGCUCACGCGCCAGCGCAAGCUGCGCCACCUCAGCGACAUCGAGGUCGUUGGCCUGGGGGUGAAUUCGCAAUCCCGGCCGUCUGUCUCGGCGAAUUCUACGCCGGUCUCGCGGUCGCCAAGCGGGAGGGAGUGCUUGUCGGCCCGGGCUGCCCCGCUGCCGCUGCCGCUGCCGGAAUUGUCCGGGAUGUUGAGGAGGGCGGAGCCGGGGUUCUCUUCGUCCACAAAGACAGGGCGCUGUCCUCUCCCUUCUCCAAAGGACGGCGACGGUGCGGAUCUUGCAAUCGGGGAUGGGGUGGGGGAUCGAGCCCUAUCGACCUCUGCAAUCGGGAGUAGGUUCACCUACCAAGCCAUCCGCAAGGGUGUGGAGCAUGUUGCUGCAUCAUCUGCUGGAUCUACUUUAGGUCAUGUUAAGAAGGUGAUGCAUGAUCUAAAUGCUGUUGAAAACUUUCAAAACGACUUCAGGCUUAAUGAACCUUUUAAGAGUGCUCCAACUAGUGGCUUAUCAAGUCCUGUACGUAGUCCUAGAAGAUUGAGCACUGGGGAUUUUUUCCCAUCUUCUUACAUGGCUUCUAGAGGGUUUCAGGCUUGGUCUGAUCCAGAGUGCCAACCCUUAGACAUGAUCUUCUCUCCACAUGCUUCACCAGAGAAAUUUAUGGCCAGUCCUGACCUUUCUCCUCUGCAUAGCCCGAGAAUGAAGAGUCCUGGUCGAAAAUCUAAUAAUCCUAGUGGAGCUGCAUCUCCAUUGCACCCAAAAAUGUCCUCAGAGAGCUCUGCAGCUUGGCAUGAUAGUAAUGGUAUUGUUACGGUCCACCCAUUGCCCCUUCCUCCAGGAGCUACAGUGCCUUCAUCACCAGUUUUUGUUCAUCAAGCUACAGCAAAAUCAGAGGUGCCACCAAUGAUAAAUCAGUGGCAAAAGGGGAAACUUAUUGGAAGUGGAACAUUUGGAAAUGUUUACGUAGCCACCAACAGGGAAACUGGAGCCUUAUGUGCGAUGAAAGAAGUCAAUUUGAUUCCCGAUGAUCCAAAAUCAGCCGAAAGCAUGAAGCAAUUAGAGCAGGAAAUAAAGGUUCUUAGCCAGUUAAAACAUCCAAAUAUCGUACAGUAUUUUGGAAGUGAAAUAGUUGAGGAUCGCUUCUACAUAUAUUUGGAGUAUGUUCAUCCUGGUUCAAUGAGUAAAUAUGUUCGUGAAAAUAUUGGAGCUAUGACGGAAUCUGUGGUUCGCAACUUCACCCGUCACAUUCUCUCUGGGUUGGCUUACCUACAUGGCAAAAACACAAUCCAUAGGGACAUCAAGGGGGCGAAUUUACUUGUUGAUGCAUCUGGUGUGGUCAAGCUUGCAGACUUUGGGAUGGCAAAGCAUCUGAGUGGACAAGCUGCUGCACUUUCGAUGAAGGGAAGUCCUUAUUGGAUGGCUCCAGAGGUCAUGCAGGCUAUGAUGCAGAAAGAAGCUGGCUACGAUCAUGCUGUUGACAUUUGGAGUUUGGGUUGCACCAUCAUCGAGAUGCUUACUGGGAAACCUCCUUGGAGCGAGUUUGAGGGGGCUGCUGCCAUGUUCAAGGUUUUGAAGAAUGAAUCCCCUCCUAUACCAGAUACAUUGUCCCCUGAGGGCAAGAAUUUCAUACAGUUCUGCUUAAGGAGGAAUCCGGCAGAGAGGCCGUCAGCAAGCAAGCUGCUCGAGCAUCCCUUUAUAAGAAACUCCUGCCAUCAAGAACUCCCAGGAAUGAAACUGAUGGAUACGACGACGCCGGCACCUAGUCCAAGAGAGCGAACUAAUUUCAUGCCAAUCCCUCCAGGCAUGCUGGCAAGCAAACAGUUCCCAAAUGGUGAGACUGGCCAAUCUUAUCAUGAAACUUCCGAAUCCGCAGCAGCCUCUCGCCAUUCUCCCCGUUCUACCCUUGAGGCCAUCCCAAGUCUAUCUCCUCCACACUCGAACCACGGCACACGUGGUAGCUCCAGCUCUUCUGUGAAUCUUCUAAACGGAUUGCAUCUUGGGGCCAGCAGCGGCCGUUCUUAUGUGCUCCCUCAGUUCCAUGGAGCAGCAGUGACCCAUCUCUCGUAAGAUGGGUUGGUUGUAUCUCUACACGCCACAAUAACCAGACCCAUUGUUCAUGUGUUUCCUGGAGAAGUCCAAUGGUCACCUUUUUUGGGACAUGCUGGUUUAGAGAUUUGUACUCUUGUUCCCUGAGAUCCAUGUGCAUAUACCCAAAAUGGUACAGACGGUUCGUGAAAAAAUCCCUCGUCCCAUUUUCGAUGCACUUGGUGCUUCUUCAGGUCCGUUUGGCACAGAGCACAAGACCAUGUGUAUAGCAUUGCAUCGAUCUGAUUAUUCACCAUGACUACAGUUGUGAUGACCCUGUAUAUUUGGUGUUUGGUAUAAGCCUGUGUCAAUAGCGCUCAAUUGUUUGGAUGACACAAAUUGGCAUGUUCACAUACUAAUAUCAAUCUGUAAAUUAUUUUUCAAACACUGAAUGAUCAAAUUUUUUUUGCCCAUACAAA